Messenger RNA from Hemisphaericaspora subhashii, 1536 nucleotides. RefSeq lists its product as uncharacterized. Gene Ontology annotation, molecular function: protein binding. NCBI's taxonomy places the organism in Eukaryota, Fungi, Ascomycota, Pichiomycetes, Serinales, Debaryomycetaceae. The coding region runs from base 1 to 1536 and encodes 511 amino acids. The transcript has a single exon. The record is from RefSeq and is a predicted model, not a curated record.
AUGGAGAAAAAUAAUCCAUUACUUCCAUUUGCAUUUACAAGUUCAUCAUUUAAUGAUCCAUUACCAUUAAAUACUACUCCACGUCAUAGAUCAAUCAUAGAUGAAAAUGCGUCAAGUCAAUACCAUACGCGUACUUCAUCUUCUAUUAAUAAUCAAACAACUUCAACGAACGAUUUCAAUCAUUUACGACGGAAAUUGGAUUUCGCUCCUAGAUUGAAGAGGAAAAUGGGUGAAAGUUUUAAUGAACGUGAUGAUGUUAAGAGAAUUGAUACUCAUGUUAGUAGUGAACAACCAACGGAAAUAGAUAUUGACAACAGCGACAAUGAUGUCGAUGAUGAUUAUGAUAAUGACAAUAACGAACCAUACUCACUACCUCCAAGUAGUCCCUUGUUAGAUAUUCCAUUAAUAUCAGAAUUUGAUUUUAAUACAAAUACGCAUAGAAAUUAUCCAAUUCCUGAUUCGCCUAAAGCCAAUUUUGCAGAAAUACCUCCUAGUGAGAUCGAACAUUUAUUUAUUCAACCGUCGCCUAGAAAGAAAGUAGAUAUUAAUGAAAGUCCUUCCAGGAGAAGAAACCGAGUCAUAUUGAGUUCUGACGCAGAUUUUGGAAUUGAUAGAUUCAAUCGAUUUAAAGGUGCAUCUGGUAGUUUUAAUAAUCAAUUGCCGUCAUCUAUGGGGGAUAAUAUGGAUGAAACAUCUUAUGAAAGUCUUCGACAAAGUAGUUAUGACAAAGCACGAUCCAUAAUCCUUCAUUCUUUUGAAGAAGUGAAAACUAUCAUUAAUUUAGAGUCAAUGAAUUUAUAUGAACUUCCUGAUGAAAUCAAAGAUAUGAAUAAAUUAGUCAUAUUUGGAAAUAAUAAUAAUCAACUUGACCUGGCUCUGUAUCAAUUAUAUUUAUCAAAUAAUAAAUUAUAUAUGGUUCCACCAACCUUAUUCAAAUUUACCAAAUUAAAUGUAUUAUCACUUCGACAAAAUAGAUUAACAUAUUUACCUCCAUUAAUUGAGAAAUUAACCAAUCUAAUGGAUAUAUCAUUGGGUGCUAAUCAAUUGGAAUGGUUGCCUUGGCAAAUCUUGAAUUUACCAAAAUUGCAUACUUUACUAGCUGGUCCUAAUCCAUUUAAACCAAUACCAAACGAUGAUGAUAUCCCCAACACUGCAGCCAUUCCUAUGAAUAUAGUAUAUAACAAUCAUAAAUGCAAGUACAGAACACCAAUCAUCAGUCUAACAAAUAGACCAACGCCAGUCCCGUCAUUAAAGAAUCUUUGUUUAAAUCAAAUAGCAAAAUAUGAUGUUACUUAUAAAGAAACAAAAACUUGGAAAAGAAGUAUACCUAAAGUACAUCAUAAUUCAAUUAUUCAAGCAAUUACAAAGGGGAAAUACGGGGAUGUUUGUAAUCAAUGUAUUGUAAUUAUCGUGGAACCAAUGGCUGAAGUCUACGAAUGGUGGGAUAUUCUUAUGAAUAAAAAUGUCCCAAUUAGAAAACAAUUCUGUUGUCAGAGUUGCGUUGAACGAUAUCUUAAUAGUAUAAGAGAAGAAUAA